Prosopis cineraria is the source of this 1801-nucleotide messenger RNA. Its product is annotated as serine carboxypeptidase-like 50. Gene Ontology annotation, biological process: proteolysis. Gene Ontology annotation, molecular function: serine-type carboxypeptidase activity. The record is from RefSeq and is a predicted model, not a curated record. NCBI's taxonomy places the organism in Eukaryota, Viridiplantae, Streptophyta, Magnoliopsida, Fabales, Fabaceae.
CGUUCGCAUGGGACACGUCAUUGACUAUAUAUAUAUAUAUAUAUUUUACCAUAAGAAAUGGAGUCAAGAGCGAGAUCAAGCUCUCUCACAUUCCUCCUUCUCGUCAUCUUCUUCAUCUUCAAUGAUUCUGUCUCUUCUUUAAAUCCAACCCCUUCCUUCCCAGAAAAAGCCUUGCCAACAAAAUCUGGCUACCUCCCUGUUAGCUCCACUUCCAAGUCCGCCAUUUUCUACGCUUUCUAUGAAGCCCAGAACCUCACUUCAUCUCUAUCUCAAACCCCACUUCUCGUCUGGCUCCAAGGCGGCCCUGGCUGCUCCUCCAUGAUCGGCAACUUCUUCGAGCUCGGACCAUGGCGAGUCACCAAAUCAUUGAACCUAAUCCCCAAUCCUGGUUCUUGGAACAGAAUUUUUGGCCUUCUUUUCCUUGAUAACCCAAUUGGAACAGGAUUCAGCAUCGCCUCAAAUCCUGAGGAAAUUCCCAGAGACCAAACAUCUGUAGCCAAACACCUCUUUGCUGCUAUAACCAAGUUCAUUCAACUGAACCCUGCUUUCAAGGAUCGCCCAAUCUAUAUAACCGGCGAAAGCUAUGCUGGGAAGUAUGUUCCUGCAAUUGGGCAUUACAUUUUACAAAGGAAUUCUCGUUUGAAUGCAUCCCAGCGGAUGAAUUUGGCAGGUAUGGCGAUUGGGGAUGGGCUGACUGAUCCAGUGACACAAGUUGCCACUCACGCUGUGCAUGCUUACUUCCUAGGGUUGAUCAACGAGAGGCAGAAGAGUGAAUUGGAGAAGCCUCAAUUUGAAGCCGUCAGAUUGAUCAAACUGGGGAACUGGAGUGCAGCAAGAGAUGCAAGAAACACUGUUUUCAGAUUGUUGCAGAACAUGACAGGGUUGGCUGCUUCGUUCGACUUCACCAAAAAAGCUCCUUAUGAGAGUGAUUUGGUCACCGAGUUCUUGAAAUCCAGCAAGGUGAAGAAGGCACUGGGGGUGAGUGAGUCUAUGGUUUUUGAAGGCUGUAGUGAUACUGCAAAAGCGGCAUUGCAUGAGGAUGUGAUGAAGAGUGUGAAGGACAUGGUGGAAUACUUGGUGAAGAAAACCAGAGUGCUUCUGUACCAAGGACAGCAUGAUCUGAGAGAUGGUGCGGUUCAAGUAGAAGCAUGGGUGAAGACAAUGAAAUGGGAAGGAAUUGAAAAGUAUAUGAAUGCAGAUAGGAAGAUAUGGAAAGUGAAUGGCGAGCUUGCAGGGUAUGUGCAGAAAUGGCAGGGCCUCACAAACGUUGUAGUUUUGGGAGCUGGUCAUUAUUUGCCUGCUGAUCAAUCUGUGAACUCUCAAGCGAUGAUUGAAAACUGGGUUUUACAGAAGGAUUUGUUUGAUAACUAGGAAAAGGAGAUCGUUUCACCAAGAUUUUGAGAUUUAGUUUCAAGUUAUGAAGCACCUGAAAAAGGAGCUGUCUUUAUAUCCUAAGGACUCUAACAUUUGAAAUAAAUUAGGCAUAAUGCUGUCCUGUAGCAUCGUACUAGUGUUGGUCUGAGUGCUUUCCCAUUGUUGUCCUUCCCUUGUAAAACAGUAAAACCAGUGAAAUUGAAUCAUAAGCAUGAAUACAUUCAAGAAUCAACUUUGCUACAACUACAUAGUUUCAAUCCUGGUUAGCACCCUAGAUAUAAAGCUGGAUGAAGGUUUUUCAUUUUCAAGGCAUGCCUAUGCAUGCAUGUACACCUGUAUUGCCGGGUUAAACUGUAUUGUCAUUUCUCAGUUCUGAGAUCCCAGAAGGGUGAUAGAAUGCGGACAGUUUUUUUUUUUUUUAAUAAAA